Megalobrama amblycephala (Wuchang bream) is the source of this 1709-nucleotide messenger RNA. Its product is annotated as oncoprotein-induced transcript 3 protein-like. The transcript has 10 exons. The coding region runs from base 99 to 1232 and encodes 377 amino acids. The record is from RefSeq and is a predicted model, not a curated record. NCBI's taxonomy places the organism in Eukaryota, Metazoa, Chordata, Actinopteri, Cypriniformes, Xenocyprididae.
AGCUGGUAGAACCAGUCAAACUACAGAAGGAAAAAUAAAAUGUCCAUGUAGUCGUCUGUGUUUACCGCGUUACUCACAGUGCCACUUCAUCAAACACUAUGGCACAUCCUGCGCUACUGCUGCUGAUCAGCUUGACCGUUUCUGUGAGUCAAGCCGUAAGUUUCCAUGGGGGAUCUAUGACCUUCAUGCCUGGAAACAGAUAUCCAGAUGGAACAGUGGAGAUGCACUUUUACUACAGAGAGUCUGGUAAACUGCCCUGUGAUCCUCAAGUCUCAUGGGUCUGUGAUAGUGGAGACUGUGGCGUUCUCACAUACGCACAGCCUGAGGUGACGGAUCAGGACCAGUCGGGUCAGACCCUCUGGUGCCAGUCCGAGCGUCACAUGAUCACCAAUGUCACUGGUGACGGGCCCUUCACUCUGAGUGGCUCUGGUUGCUGCUGGGCAAGUAAUGUUCAUAAUAUCAGUGAAUGGACACUUCGCAGUGUUGUUGACACAAGACAACGUUCAGACACUGGGACUGCAAACAGGUCCCCCAUUUCAGCAACAAUACCAAACAUAAGGGUUCCACAAAACUGUUUUCAGCGUCUUCACCUGCUGGCCCAUGACCCAGAUGGAGAUGAUGUGAGAUGCAAGUGCCCAUCUUGCCAUCAGCACCCAAACAUAAAUCUCGAUGAGGACUCAUGCACUCUGAGCAGUAAUGGUGCAUUGGACCUGGGACUGCAUGUUUUUGAGUUCAUGAUGGAGGAUUAUCCUGUAUCAAACAUCACUUUGACGAAUGAGAAUGGGAUCUCCUCUGUCAGAAAUCCUUAUAAUCAGACCACCAACAUUGACUCAACUCCACUCAGUCAAGUGCCUCUGCAGUUUGGAGUUGAAAUCCUAACACCAGUCCAUAGCUGUGUACCAGGGGUGAACAGGCCAAGUUUACUGACACCAACUCCCUUACAUGGAGAUGUACAACAUGCAGCUGUGGGACAUGUUCACAUUAUCGAUCUCCGCGCCCAGAGCUCGCACAACAGUAUCUUGGACUUCCAGGUCAGUGGUCCGUGGAAUAUGUCAAAGAGCUUGAGGAAUGCAAGUCAAGGGGUUACCAGAGGCCACGCUGACAUGGACACCACAGGAAUCAGACCUGUAUCAUCAUGUACCUGUGUGUUUCGCUGCAGAGACACUUCAGAGUCAGUCAGAGAUGAGGUGCAUUGUGAUCAUUGUGGCAAAGUCGAGGGUUCUCUCAGGUGAAGCAGAGGUUUUCUGUGAGGAUAACAGUAUCAGUGUUGCAGUAAGCAAAGCGUCCGUGAAGGGGAUUGAUCAAAACUGGCUCCAACUGAGAGACCCCACCUGCUCUCUUACUUCCAAUGACACACAUAUCCUGGGCACGGUGUCCCUCAACACCUGUGGUACCACGAUGGAGGAUUCAGGAGACUUCAUGGUUUUCAAAAAUGAGAUCAAUUCUUUUGAGAACCCUAAUGAAGUAAUCACCAGACGCAGUCAAGUUAAAAUCGGCUUCUCCUGCCAGUACCCCAAAGUAGCCAGUGUUUCAAACCACUACGUCAACAAGAAGUCAGACUACAUCUUCACUGAAUCCAGCUUUGGCACUUUUAGUUACUCAUUUAACAUUUUUACUGACAAUAACUUCAGCAGUCCAGUGGAUCCCAGUCUGUAUCCGCUGGAGAUAAAUUUGCUGGAUAUGCUCUACAUGGGUAUUGCAGCCCAUUC